UGCGAAAGAAGAAGAGAAAGGAGGACUGUCCUUUGAAACUCUCACUACCUGUGAAUGACUUCCUGAGCCUCGCAACGACAAAACCUUGCACGUUUCUAUUGGAUUAUAAACACCAGAUUUCUGUUUCAUUAAAAGAUCAAUCAUGCGUGUUGUUCUUUUGACUGCGUGGGUGCUGUUCCAGCUUGUGAAGGAAGGUACGGCGGGCAGAACCAAAAGGGAGCUGGCCAGCCCUCUGCAUGCUGCUGGCAUCAGAGACCCUCAUGGCUCCUACUGUGAGAGAAGAGGAGGUUGCUGCCCUGGCAGAGAUGACCUUUGCACUGUACCCUACCUGGACACAAUCUGCUAUUGUGACUUGUUCUGCAACCGAACCAUCUCUGACUGCUGCCCGGACUUCUGGGGUCACUGUCUGGGCAUUGAGCCCCCAUUCAUUGGUACCUGUGAAAGAAAUGGAAACAAGUUUUAUACAGGGCAAACAUACAAAGAAAACUGCAAUUUAUGUACAUGUGGGUCUUCAGGACGCUGGCAGUGUGAGCAGAACGCAUGUCUGAUUGAAGCUGACGUCAUCCAUGCUGUCAACCGAGGAAACUACGGAUGGAAGGCGGCUAACUACAGUCAGUUCUUUGGCAUGACUUUGGAAGAAGGUAUCCGCUUCAGGCUGGGCACACAAAGACCUUCCAGCACUAUUAUGAAGAUGAAUGAAAUUCAGAUGAACAUGGAUCCUCAGAAUGACCAUCUGCCGCUCCACUUCAAUUCAGUGGAGAAGUGGCCUGGAAAGAUUCACGAACCGCUGGAUCAGGGCAACUGUGCCGCCUCAUGGGCAUUUUCAACUGCAGCUGUGGCAUCAGACCGAAUCUCCAUUCAGUCCAUGGGUCACAUGACUCCUCAGCUGUCGCCCCAAAAUCUUAUUUCCUGUGACACCCGUAACCAAGGAGGCUGCGCAGGAGGGCGUGUAGAUGGAGCCUGGUGGUACCUACGGCGCCGUGGAGUCGUGACAGAGGACUGUUACCCAUACCAUCCUCCCCAGCAAACCCCAGCAGAGGUGGGGCGCUGCAUGAUGCAGAGUCGCUCAGUGGGGCGGGGCAAGAGGCAAGCCACACAGCGUUGUCCCAACACACAGAACUACAACAAUGACAUCUACCAGUCCACACCACCCUACAGGCUCUCAUCCAAUGAAAAGGAAAUUAUGAAGGAGAUCAUGGAUAAUGGCCCUGUUCAAGCUAUUAUGGAGGUUCACGAGGACUUCUUUGUCUACAAGAGUGGGAUCUACAAACAUACUGAUGUCAGCAAUGCCAAACAGCCACAGUACCGCAAACAUGGCACACACUCAGUCAGGAUCCUUGGGUGGGGAGAGGACAGAGACUACAAUGGGACACCAAGGAAAUAUUGGAUCGCUGCCAACUCCUGGGGAAAGAACUGGGGGGAGGAUGGCUACUUCCGUAUCGCUCGAGGAGACAAUGAGUGCGAAAUUGAAACAUUUGUGAUCAGCGCGUGGGGCAGAAUCACCAUGGAAGACAUGCGCAAUCAUCACCACCAUCAUCGCCGCAGGCACAUUUAAAAGACUUCAUUGCUGCUGAUCCCUGCUUUUUUUGCUCCACAGUGGAGAACAUUAUCAUGUUCCUUCACCAACAAGCUGAAACCGUAUAAUAGGGGAUCUAUAAAAACACCAAGGAAAUCCUUUUUCAGCAGAGCAAACUUCUGAAUGUUUCUCUCUAGCUCAAGGUUGAUGGCACCAAAAAAACAAACAAAAAGAAAUAAUUAGAAGCUUAUCCGCUUUGCCUUGCACACCUUGAGUAACUUCUGCUCCAAAGAUCACACAUCCAGAAUCCUAAUGGCUUCUGACGGACCAAGCUCAUAUCAGAGGUGAUGAUGGAUGAAGAAAUUCACUCUACUACCUUCAUAUUUUAGGCUCUGAUGGCUCUAAAUCUAUAAUCCAGAUAAAAUGGACACUAAGAGCGGGACUGGAGUAAAUGGAAACUUAAGAGUCAGAUUACCAGACGUGAGUCCCUGUAAGUAGAACAUGCCCUGCUUAACGAUGCAACCUGAUAGUACACAAUACAAUA
Messenger RNA from Cyprinodon variegatus (sheepshead minnow), 2060 nucleotides. It is a transcript of the gene tinagl1, whose product is annotated as tubulointerstitial nephritis antigen-like 1. Gene Ontology annotation, biological process: proteolysis. NCBI's taxonomy places the organism in Eukaryota, Metazoa, Chordata, Actinopteri, Cyprinodontiformes, Cyprinodontidae. The coding region runs from base 143 to 1555 and encodes 470 amino acids. Gene Ontology annotation, cellular component: lysosome. The transcript has 12 exons. The record is from RefSeq and is a predicted model, not a curated record. Gene Ontology annotation, molecular function: cysteine-type peptidase activity; peptidase inhibitor activity.